CAAAUAAUCCUUCUUUUUUUUUUUGCACUCUUUGGGUUCUUAACGAUGAUGGCGUGAAGGAGAGAGAAAGAUAAAGAGAGGUGGAGAGAUAAAGUAAGCAGCUUUGGUUAUAGGAGAGAAGAAGAGAGAAGAUUCAGAGAAACAAAAGUGUCUCAUUUUUUUUCUUCUCUGCAUUUUCCAUUUUAUCCUGUCGUCUUUGAAGCUUUUGUAAAAAGCUAAAAAAAAAAAGAAAGAAAAGAUGAUCAACGACGAAGACUAGACACGGAGAAAGAGAGACCCACUUCACUUUCUUCUUCUUCUUCUUCUUCUUCUUCUUCUUCUUCUUCUUCUUCUUAUUCCAUCUCUCUUCCAAAGAUACUCUGCUUCUGAGUCUUCAGGACAUCGAUAAAAAUGACGAAAGUGUGUCCUGAGAUCGAAGACAUGACAUUGCCAGAACCAGUUACUACAGUAUCAGCGGAUGUGAGCUUCGCUUCUAAUCAUUUUCCAACCUACAAACUAGGACCUGAUAAUCAGAUAGUAGAGGAACCAAAAGAAGAUGAGAAAGGUCCAUCAGUUCAAGACACUGUCGAGAAAGAGAGCGAGUUGUUGUCUGAUCAGCACAAGCGUCUCUCAGUGCGUGACCUCGCUAGUAAAUUUGACAAGAACUUGGCUGCAGCUGUUACUUUGGCUGAUGAGGCGAAAUUAAAAGAGGUGGCUUCUUUAGAGGGACAUGUUAUGUUGAAGAAGCUAAGAGAUGCUUUAGAGUACAUGAGAGGACGCAUGGACGGUCAAAACAAGGAGGAUGUGGAGAAAGCUAUCUCUAUGGUUGAAGCAUUAGCUGUGAAGUUAACUCAGAAUGAAGGUGAGCUAAUUCAAGAAAAAUUUGAAGUGAAGAAACUUGGAAACUUCCUCAAGCAGGCUUCAGAAGAUGCAAAGAAGCUGGUAAACCAAGAAAAAUCAUUUGCUUGUGCUGAGAUUGAAAGUGCCAGAGCCGUUGUGCUUAAACUUGGAGAGGCAUUUGAAGAACAGGAGCGUAGUUCUGAAGCUUCUAGAGCUCAGGGACCUGACGUUGAGAAACUGGUUGAGGAGGUCCAGGAAGCUAGACAGAUCAAACGUAUGCAUCACCCAACAAAGGUGAUGGGCAUGCAACAUGAGCUUCAUGGUUUAAGAAAUCGACUCCAAGAGAAGUAUAUGAACUCUAUUAAACUUCAUCAAGAGAUCAAGAGAGCCGAGGAAUCAAAGUCCUGUCCGUUUGUUCUGGAAGGCACACAGAGUCUCGGCUCUUGCUUAAGAAUCUGUGUCUCCUCAGACAAUGCUACAGAUCUUUCCAGCUGUUCAAUCCAGUGGUACCGUGCAGCAUGUGAAACAAGUAGAAGGGAAGCUAUAUCUGAUGCAAACCAAUCAGUAUACGCACCAGAACCAUUUGAUGUUGGGAGGAUAUUACAGGCAGACAUUCUAUCAAACGGACAGAAAGUCACUGUUACAACAGAUGGUCCAAUUGAUCCUGAUUCUUGCUUGCAAUCCCGUGUAGAGUCUCUGAUGCGAAAAUCAAACAGUGAAUUCAAUGUGGUUAUAUCACAGAUGAAUGGACAGGACUAUGCAUCUAGAACUCAUGUCUUUACCGUUGGAAAGACAAGGAUAAAGUUGUCUCGAGGAUGGAUCACAAAGGCGAGAGAAAUAUACUCAACAUCCAUGCAGCUCUGUGGAGUUCGAGGCAACAUCAAGGCUCCUGCAAGAGCAUUGUUCUGGCAACCAAGAAAGAGUCUAACUUUCAUACUAACCUUUGAAUCAGAACAAGAACGUAACACAGCCAUAACCCUUGCUCGAAAAUACGCUUUCGAUUGCAAUGUUACACUGCUUGGGCCAGAUGACUAAACAAAUGGUGAACAAGACAUUGUCAUUAACCCACAACCACCUGAUUCUUUUUUUGUUCUGUGUGUUGUUUGUUUGUUUGUCUUUUUUCACACUGUGGUUCCAAAGAAGGAAGGUGCAAGUUUGGCUUCUCAUUCAUCAUCCAAUGUUGCUUGCUGCAUAGAGUUUUAUUAUAGGCAGCAGAUUUCAUUUUUUUUCCUCUUCUUUUACCAGUUCAUCAGUUUGAUAUGGUUUCCAUUUCUGAUUUGUUUUGGUUUGUUUGCUUGAUUUCUAUUUUUUUUUUUUAAUGAUUUAGGACACAACAUUGUUAAUCAGCUUAUGAGUGUGAGAUCAGAAAUACAGAGUUGUUUGUAACAUUACAAGCUUAUGAGACAAUAUUCCAUUUUCAGCA
Molecule: messenger RNA, 2242 nt
Organism: Brassica napus (rape)
Lineage: Eukaryota; Viridiplantae; Streptophyta; Magnoliopsida; Brassicales; Brassicaceae
Product: stomatal closure-related actin-binding protein 3
Exons: 13
Coding region: 391-1854 (487 amino acids)
Biological process (GO): regulation of stomatal movement; actin filament organization
Molecular function (GO): actin binding
Source: RefSeq, a predicted model, not a curated record